Teleopsis dalmanni is the source of this 1812-nucleotide messenger RNA. Its product is annotated as cytochrome P450 4g1-like. The transcript is spliced from 5 exons. Bases 60 to 1700 code for a protein of 546 amino acids. Gene Ontology annotation, molecular function: iron ion binding; monooxygenase activity; heme binding. The record is from RefSeq and is a predicted model, not a curated record. NCBI's taxonomy places the organism in Eukaryota, Metazoa, Arthropoda, Insecta, Diptera, Diopsidae.
AACUGCAUGAGGUAUUUAGUACAAACUAGUCGAUCAAACUGAAUAGAACUGGUGCUACUAUGGAAAAACUAACCCAAAACUAUAGUCAAGAUUGGCCAAAAACCAACCGAACGAGUUUGUUGUCACCUUUUUAUGUCGCAUUCGUUGGAGUGGUUCUAAUAGUUUUUCUCUAUGAACUAUGGUUUCGAAACUCUCGCGCCUAUAAGUUAUUGGCAAAUAUGCCAACACCACCGAGGUUGCCACUUAUUGGUCAUGCACAUCAUGUAAUUGGACUCACCAGUAGGGAAAUCAUGCGCACUUGUUUGGAUUAUUACCGUAAAUAUGGGGAGACAGUUUGGGCUGUCAAUGGACAUCGGAUUGUGGUAUUUAUCACAAACCCAGCUGAUAUUGAAAUAAUUCUUAGUAGUUCAGAACAUUUGGAAAAGUCUGAAGAAUAUCGCUUUUUUAAACCAUGGUUCAGGGAUGGUUUACUGAUUAGUAAAGGUGCCCACUGGCAACAUCAUCGUAAAAUGAUUGCGCCAACAUUCCAUCAAAGCAUACUAAAAAGUUUUAUGCCUAAGUUUGUGGAAUAUUCCGAAAAUGUAGUAAAAAAAUUUUCAAAACUUACUGGUAAAGAAAUUGACGUCCAUGACUACAUGAGUGAAACCACAGUGGAAAUCUUACUAAGUACGGUUAUGGGUGUUAAAAAUUUGCCAAGUGGAAGUGAAUGUGCCAACUAUGCAAAGGCUGUGGUCGAUAUGUGUGAUAUAAUCCAUAGAAGACAAAUUCAAUUAAAUUAUCAUUUCGAUAUAUUAUUUAAGCUAACAAAACUUAAUACAAAACUCAAUGAAUUGCUAUCAAGUAUACUCGCACUCACACAACGAGUUAUUACCGAACGUAUCAAGAAUUUCAAUGUGGAAUCUGAUGGAAUUUUCGACACAAAGGAUGCAAAUGAAAGUAAAGUUAAAAAACAGGAUGGUUUUCGGGACGAUUUAGAUGAUAUUGAUGAGAAUGAUGUUGGUACAAAACGGCGAUUGGCGUUAUUGGAUGCGAUGCUUGAAAUGUCAAAAAAUCCGAAUAAUAAAUGGACUGAAAAAGAUAUUACUGAUGAAGUGAAUACUUUGAUGUUUGAGGGCCAUGACACAACUUCCGCUGGAUCUAGUUUCUUACUAUGUCUUUUGGGUAUACAUAAGGAUGUACAGGAUAAAGUAUAUGAGGAACAAAAGGCUAUUUUCGGCAAUGAUAUGAAUCGUCCAUGCACAUUUGCAGAUACAAUAGAUAUGCACUAUUUGGAACGAGUUAUAAAAGAAACAUUGCGUCUCUACCCACCAGUUCCUAUAAUUGCACGUAAAGUUAAUACCGACGUUAGGCUGGCUUCCGGACCAUAUACUAUACCUAACGGUUCGACCGUGGUUAUUGGGCAAUAUGCUGUCCAUCGUAAUUCCAAUACAUAUAAGGAUCCAGAAAAAUUUAAUCCAGACAAUUUUCUACCUGAAGAAGUCUCUAAACGACAUUACUAUAGUUAUAUACCAUUUAGUGCUGGACCCAGAAGUUGCGUAGGACGGAAAUAUGCAAUGCUAAUGCUGAAGGUGUUAAUUUCUACAAUAAUACGCAGGUAUUCGGUACAUUCGAAUAUCACUGAGCCUGAUUUUGAGUUGCAAGGUGAUAUUAUAUUGAAGUUGUCGAAGGGCUUCAAUGUUGCGUUUACCCUUCGCACUUAAGCGGUUCUAAGAAAAGGGCAUAAUUUCCUUAUGAGUGUUCAGGAAUAUUAAUUAAAAAAGUACUUUUUUAUAAUAUUUACACUUUUACUCAAUAAAAGCAAUUUUAAAUAAA